Messenger RNA from Sphenostylis stenocarpa, 528 nucleotides. The record is from the annotation of a GenBank genome assembly. Lineage: Eukaryota; Viridiplantae; Streptophyta; Magnoliopsida; Fabales; Fabaceae.
AUGGAUAACGCUCUCACUAAACUUGGAAGUGCUUGGAUCUCCAAGAAAGCCAAGGCAGAGAUUUCCCACAUAACCGAUGAUCUAUCAUCUCUCUCGAAUACUGUGGAAGAGAAGGCAAAACUUUUCAUCAACAAGCUCAAAGGAAAAUCCCAGAAGGUUUUGCCAGAUCUCCUUCGAGAGUACAACCUUCCUCCUGGUCUGUUCCCCCGUAACAUAACAUGCUACGAGUUCGAUGUAUUGAGAGGAAAGUUGGUCGUGUAUUUGUCCUCUCCCUGUGAGGUGUGUUUCAAGGACUCAUCCAUUGUGAGGUAUGCAAAUCGCAUCAAAGGGACAUUAUCAAAGGGAAAGCUCACUGUUAUAGAUGGAAUGAAGACAAAGGUUCUUGUGUGGGUCAAGGUUACCAGUGUUGCUGUUGAGAGUUACAAGUCUGACAAAGUGUGGUUCACUACCACUGCUGGAGUUAAGAAAUCAAGGCCCAAAAAUGCAUAUGAAAUGCCUCGUGAAGCAAUUCUGGUACAAGAAUUUUGA